This is a messenger RNA of Ceratitis capitata (Mediterranean fruit fly), 1432 nucleotides long. RefSeq names its product probable serine/threonine-protein kinase kinX (gene Vajk4). The transcript has 2 exons. Bases 84 to 1109 code for a protein of 341 amino acids. The record is from RefSeq and is a predicted model, not a curated record. NCBI's taxonomy places the organism in Eukaryota, Metazoa, Arthropoda, Insecta, Diptera, Tephritidae.
CCCGACUUGGAUCUCGUUAUUAGCUAAACAAACUUUUAGUGUUAAUCUUCCUCUAUUGGACCGUUCAAACCGACAGCUCAACAAUGCGUUUGUUUGUACUCCCUUGUCUCGCCUUGUGCGUGGCACUUGUCAAUUGCGCGCCGGCCGCUGAAAAAGCAGCCGAUACUGCUGCUGCUGCUGCUGCUGCAGCGCCAAGUGAGAAAGAUGCAGCCGAAGCCAAGGACGAUAGUAAAACCGUCGAGAAACGUGGUCUUCAUCUAGGCGAUUAUGGACAUCAUCAUGAACAUCAUGAACACAUUAAGACCAUAACGAUUGAGAAGAAAGUUCCUGUGCCUUAUACCGUUACCAAGCACAUACCAUACACGGUGGAAAAGAAAGUGCCCUAUGAAGUGAAAAUACCCGUGCCGGAACCAUAUUAUGUGGAGAAAAAGGUACCAGUACAUGUUAAGGAAUACGUCAAAGUACCAGUGCAUGUGCCAAAACCAUAUAUUGUGGAAAAGAAGGUACCAUAUGAAGUUAAAGUACCUGUUGACAAGCCCUACGAAGUUAAAGUACCAGUGCCACAACCCUACGAAGUUAUCAAGAAGAUCCCCUAUGAAGUGAAAGUGCCCGUACCACAACCCUACGAAGUGAUCAAGAAGAUCCCCUAUGAAGUGAAAGUUGAGGUACCAGUACCAAAACCAUAUGAGGUCAUCAAGAAGGUGCCCUAUGAGGUUAAGGUGCCCGUAGAGAAACCAUAUCCCGUUGAAGUUGAAAAACCAUACCCAGUCGAGGUUGAGAAACCCUACCCGGUGGUUGUGGAGAAGAAGGUACCCUACGAAGUGAAAGUGCCAGUCGACAAACCAUACAAAGUCGUAGUUGAGAAACCAUAUCCAGUACAUGUAAAGGUACCCGUGCCACAACCCUACACUGUGGAGAAGAAGGUACCAUACACAGUGGAGAAACCAGUACCGUAUGAAGUGAAAGUGCCCAUUGAGAAACCAUAUCCAGUCUACUCAGAGGUGAAGGUACCAGUACACAAAGAGAUACCCAUACCAGAGAAAUACCACGUCGAAGUGCCAAUCUUCCAUCACAAGGAAGAACAUCACGAUUAUCACCAUCACGAAUAAAUCGCUUCAAUGAAUCGCUUCAUUUUUUUUCGUAACGAGAAAUUUGAAAAACUGAACAAUGAGAAGGCUGAGUAGAUGUAUGCAAUAUAAUGAUAAAGUAUGAGUAUAGCGUAUGAACACGAGUUGAAACAAGGCAAACUAGAUGAGGACCACGGGAAAAGCUGAAAAAAAAAUAAUAUAAAAUUGUAGUAAAUUAAAAGUGAAAAACAAAAAAAAAACCGACGUUAUUCGAGGAAUGCCACCACAGAUCGCGAAUACAAAGUAGAAACAAGUAGGAAGAACCGAAGGAGCGGAAGUAAAAUAUUCGGAGAAGGAUGAAUAAA